UUAGGGUUCUUGAUGGCUAUGGCGGUGGUACGCAAUGAAGGCGUGGACGAGCACGGCGUCGCGCGUCUCCUCCUCAACCGGCCACACAAGGGUAAUGCCCUGGACGACUCCCUCUUCCGCGAGCUCCCGAUCGCGCUGCGAGCUCUGGACGAUGAUCCACAGGUGCGCGUGGUGCUGCUGUCAGGGAGUGGCCCCAAUUUCUGCUCGGGGAUCGACACCAACAUCCUCAGCACAAAAUCGUCUUCCUCCCCUUCCUCCAGUAGUGGCGAUGGCGAUGGCGCUCGCGGCCGCGAGAGAUUCGGCGCAUACAUCAGGUGGUUGCAAGACUCCCUCUCGGCCCCGGAGGUUUGCCGCAAGCCAGUCAUCGCGAUGAUCCACGGCGCGUGCAUUGGCGGCGGGAUCGACCUCAUCACGGCCUGCGACGUGAGGUACUGCACCAGGGAUUCGCUCUUCUCCGUCAAGGAGGUGGAUCUAGGAAUCACUGCCGAUCUGGGAAGUUUGCAGCGCCUUCCAGCGAUCGUGGGCUACGCAAACACGAUGGAACUGGCGCUCACGGCGCGGAACUUCGAUGGCAAGGAGGCCAAGGAGCUGGGACUGGUGAGCCGGGUGUUUGAUUCCCGGCAGGAAAUGGAGGCCGCGGUGGGAUCGCUGGCAGGAGCGAUUGCGGGGAAAUCCGAGCUCGCUGUGCGCGGCACCAAGGCUGUUCUUGUCAAGGGGCGUGACAUGAGCGUGGCACAGGGACUGGACUACGUUGCCGCGCGAAACUCGGCAUCGAUGUCUUUCCAGGACGUUGCUGAGGCCAUUCGAGCUCGAAAGGAGAAACGAAAGCCCGCAUUUUCCAAGCUCUAGUGGAUAACCUAGUUUAGCUAAAAAGUGUUUUGGUUUGCUUAAAGGACUUUAAUAAUUGCCACCAAUUGUGCUAGUAGGCAUCAUCAUUUGAUUUCUAGA
Molecule: messenger RNA, 948 nt
Organism: Selaginella moellendorffii
Lineage: Eukaryota; Viridiplantae; Streptophyta; Lycopodiopsida; Selaginellales; Selaginellaceae
Product: delta(3,5)-Delta(2,4)-dienoyl-CoA isomerase, peroxisomal
Exons: 1
Coding region: 13-849 (278 amino acids)
Cellular component (GO): peroxisome
Molecular function (GO): delta(3,5)-delta(2,4)-dienoyl-CoA isomerase activity
Source: RefSeq, a predicted model, not a curated record